AUGCAAGAAAUUUUGUAAAUUGUAUUUGAUUUAGGUGAGAAGAGAUAAGUAAAACUAAAAAAAUAUUAAGGAAACACUUAAAGUAUAUCGGGAUGCAGAUCCUACAUAAUUAGCUUAGGAAUUUGUUCAUUAACAUAAUUUAAAAAAUGAAGCAAUUCCAAUGAUAGAGGAAACAAUUUGGCAUCACUUGAAAUAAAUCACAAUAAAUAAAACUUAAUAAUAAGAAAAUAUAUUUGAUAGAUUGCAUAAAGAAGCACAUAUUAAAUAAUAAAGAAAAUAAAUUUAAUUUGCUAAUCAAUAAUUAAGUUAGAGAGGAAAUAUACCUUCACCAGUUUUAAAAUAUAAUCCUGGGAACGUUCUAUAUUAAAAGGGAAUCUAACAUAAAGAAUAAUUGGAGUAUAUUUAUAGAUAUGUUUUAAAUUAGACGUUUAUAAGAAUAGAGAAAGAUGGAAUAAUCCUAAAUAGAAUAUCCAUUUAAGCCAUUCAUAAGUGAAAGAAGUUAAUUAUUAGCAAAAAGACCACACAAAUAAUCAAUGCCAGAUUAUUUAAUGUAGAUGGGCAAAGAUAUUUGUAAACAUAAAGAAUAAAUGAGAACAAGUAGAUAUUAAAUAGAAACAUAAGAAUGUUCAUUCCGACCAAAUAUUAAUUAAAUGUAAGAUUAAUUGAUAUAAACAAUGCAGAAGUUAAAAAAUGUUAAUGGAUAAAUCAAGAAAUUCAUAAUCUAAUAUUUAUGAUAGAUUGUAUCAUGAAGGAAUGCAAUCCAAAGUUAAGAGAAUGAGUAAUAUGGAAAAUACUGAGAGUUAAUCAUAAAGUUAACUACUCAAUUAAUAGAGUUCUAGAAAACAUAGCAAGACUGAAAUACCAUUUUUAGAAAGGAUGCAAAUAUCAGUUUUUGAAUAGAGAAAGAAAAAGGAAGCUAUUUAACCAUAGUAAGAAUAUGAUUAAAGUACAGGAUAAAAGUUAUAUCACCCUUAAAUUUGUAGACCUCCUAUGUCUGUAUAAUAUAUAUAUUUAAAUCUAGAGGAAUGCUGAUCAUUUACCUAUUGGAGAAUAUCUAUAUUAAAUGAGAACAAUCAAAGAAGAUAAAUUUCAUUUUUUGAUUGAGUAAGAUAAAUAAGAUUAAUAAAAUUAAAGAGCAAGAUCUUUAGAUAAAUCAAAUUAAAUUUAUGAAAUUAAAAAGAAGAAAUUUCUUUAAGAAAUCUUUUAUUUAUUAGAUUCAGAUGGAGAUGGGGUAAUCUCAGCAUAAAGAAUAGAAAUAUCAUCAAUUAAUGCUGAAGUAUUAUAAUUAUUAACACCUUUAUUAUGUGAAAUGGAAUAAAUCAAUGCUUAAUUGAAUUAAUAAUAAUUUUAUGAAGCUGCUAACAGACUUAUAUCAACAUUACCAAUAGUUGAUAGAGAUAAAUUGUUGAAAGGAUUGUCAAAUAAAAAAAAAAUAAAUUAAGAAGAGUAUUCUUUUUAGGUAUUAUAAUAUAAUAUAUGUAAUUUAGCCUUAAUUGAAUUAAAAUUCAAUGAGAAUUGUCAGCACAAGAUAAAAUCAUUCAGCAAGUAAUCAUAAACAUUAAAUAUAAUAAAAAGAUGAAAUGUCAGAAUGUACAUUUAAACCUAAAUUAUAUACUCCACUUAAAAUAUAUGAGUUUAUGCUUAAUUAAUGA
Molecule: messenger RNA, 1652 nt
Organism: Paramecium sonneborni
Lineage: Eukaryota; Ciliophora; Oligohymenophorea; Peniculida; Parameciidae
Source: the annotation of a GenBank genome assembly